CSGCACGCACAACGACUUUUUCCUAAUACAAGUAUUAACAUCGGYAUCGGUAUCAGUUUUACUACUAGCAAACUACCAUGAAGACUUCUAUUCUGUGCUCCUCCAUCGUUGCGAUGAUGGCAUCGAAUGCUAGUGGAUUCGCACCGACGAAUCCGUCGGCUUCCGUCAGUUCCACACGGAUCGCCGCCGCUGCCGAGGAAGGAGAUUCGCGAAGAGAGUUCCUCUCCAAGUCCGUCGCGACGUACACCGCCGCAGCCCUAGCCUCAACCGGGGUGUUGGCCCCUCUUCCGGCCAACGCYUCCCCCACGGACAAGGUCAACGCCAAAUUGAAGUCGUAAGUAUUUUUUUAUUCACCGAACACCGAGGCGUUUUUGUUUUUGACGAACCGGAACUCGCCGAAGGACUGCGUGUCGAAAAUCUAUAUUGAUUUACUUUGUUGCCGCUUGGAACUCCGGAAGCUAGCCCCUUUACUUUACCAGACAACAAGCACGACGGACACGCCGGUGAAAUCUCGACAGACAAUGCCAGCGGUUUGUUGUUUUUGGCAAWGGAAACGGGAAAGGAAAUGCAGUGCGACKCAGGUGGRGUUUUCCUUUCGCUGAAAUCAUCUCGCGGCGUCGCAGUACGAGUACCUUUUUGCAGAGCGAUGGUUCACGGGCCAGCCGGCGCACCAUGCRUGAGAGUACCGUACUUGUUCCWGAAAGAAAUGCCACACCAGUGAAUCCGAGAAGCAACAACAGCAACURCCCGCUUACUCCCACACCUCACACCUCGCCUCCGUUCUCUUUCUUUGCCGACCCCUCCCUUUCUUUUCUCAAAACACACUAUUUUAUACCGUUGCACCGUUGCACCGUAUUAUUUAUUAUCGACACCACAAUCAGCUACGGGCUCCCCCCUCUCACCCGGGUCCCCAAGGGAAUGAAGCCCCUCCUGGAGGUCUACGGAAARGGAARGAACCGAUUCCCCCUCCUUGUUCAGAUGUGCCACCCCCUCACUUGGGUCGUCCAGCUUCCCUCCAACGACGUGAACGGUGAGGACGGGACCGUCCAGGCCGGCGAAUACGCCAAGGGCGAUACGGCCACUUUCUUCCUGUACGAGGAAGAGGGCCACGUCGACAACAUCGGCAAGGCCGACAAAGCGCUCUUCGAGCGCGCGCUGAUCAAGUCCAUCUCGCAGAAGGGAGCCAACAUGUACCAGAACUUCAAGGUAACCAAGGUCGCCCCCCAGACGGGCAACCCCGAGUACAACGGAAAGGACUACGUUUUGUGCGAUUUCAAGUACGAGCUCCUYACGGGGGCCGGUUUCGAGGUCCAGAGGCGCGGCGUGGCGUCGAUCACCUCCGAGGGGCCCGGUGUUGAGGUCUUGUGGGCCGCCAGCACGGCGCUGCGAUGGGGCAAGACCGAGGAGACCCUCCGGGACAUCGUGGGSACCUUCCGCGUCUACGGGGACGGCCUAAACUUUUCCGAGGAAAUCGCCAAGAACGACGCGCGAUUCAACACGGACGUCUACUAAACAACAACGAUGCGCCGAGGAAGGCAAAGAACGAAACGAAACGAAACGGAACGAACCAAACCAAAUCAAACCAAACCAAACCAAACCAUACCAAAUCGAACGGGCAAAUACCAAGCAAGCGCAACCCGGCUGCCCGAGGGCACGGCAAUGGAGAGACUACUCAUUGUGGCAAAAACCAUGUCAUCAACAAUAGCAACAUUAAAUAAAAGCUAAUACUACAC
This is a messenger RNA of Pseudo-nitzschia multistriata, 1733 nucleotides long. NCBI's taxonomy places the organism in Eukaryota, Bacillariophyta, Bacillariophyceae, Bacillariales, Bacillariaceae. The record is from the annotation of a GenBank genome assembly.